Messenger RNA from Ectocarpus siliculosus, 609 nucleotides. The record is from the annotation of a GenBank genome assembly. NCBI's taxonomy places the organism in Eukaryota, Phaeophyceae, Ectocarpales, Ectocarpaceae.
AUGUCUCGGUUGCAGACCGAGGGGCACACGCAGAGCUUACGGGAGGUGCACGAGCGCCUCGUGUCCUUCGUACAAUGCCACACCCAACUCGCCAGCUCUACGAUCGGCUUGGCUGACUCGAUCCUGGACUUCUACUCCCCGGAGGAUGCGGGCUUCGCGCCGGCCGUGGCGUUUCAGACCGUCGCCGCGGAAGGGGUGUCCGGACUCCUGUGCGCUCAGCUGCAGGCCCUGGUCCAAACCACCUUGCGGCCGCUAGCACGGUUCACGGCUGAGCUUGGUGAGAUGGACACUUUGUCCAAGGCGUGCCAGAGAAAAAGAGAGUCCGAGCACCACUACGCCAAAAAGGUGAACGAGCUCAACGGCAAGCUCGAGGCGGAGCGGAGAGAGGACAAGCGCGCGGUGCUGCAGGAAAAGGCGGCCAGAAACAUCAGGAAGCUGGCGGCGGCGCGCACGGUGCGGAAGCAAGCGUCGGAGGAGCUCUCCCGGUUGGUGGUUAUCUCUCACCAAUCGAGCCACGAUUGCUUAGACCCUGUCUUCGCUUCUAUCUGCCAGUUCCAGGAAGCCAGCUACAGGUAUGCGCCUUGCCCAGACGAGACGACGUACGGAUGA